AUGGGGAUGAUUCCCAAGAGCUCCCAGCUCGUGCUGCACGUCCACCCCGAGAGCGCGUGCAGGGCAGGGAGCCCCCGGGAAUCUGCGUCCCUGCAAGCGGAAGCAGCAGCCGUUGCCAGCGCCGGGACCUGCGGCGCCGCGGCCAUGUCCGUGCCCGGGAGCCGCCGCUCCUCCACCGGCUCGCGGAGCCGCGGGGUCUAUGGACGCAGCGGCCUGGCCUCCUUCUUUAAGCCUUCGGCGGCCUCCGCGGCGCGGGCCGAGACACAGCCUCUUCUCCCUGCCUCCAGGCGCCCCUCGCCGCCCGGGAGGGACACGUUCGGCACCUCCUCGCUGAGCAGCAGCAGCAACUCGGGCUCGUGCAAGGGCAGCGACAGCAGCCCCACGCCAAGGCGCCCCGCCAAGUACAACCUGUGCAGCGACAACCACGGCAUCAAGCCGCCCACGCCGGAGCAGUACCUGACGCCGCUGCAGCAGAAGGAGGUCUGCAUCCGGCACCUGCGCGCGCGCCUCAAGGACACGCAGGAGCGCCUGCAGGACCGGGACGCCGAGAUCGAGGACCUGAAGACGCAGCUGUCGCGGAUGCAGGAGGACUGGAUCGAGGAGGAGUGCCACCGCGUGGAGGCCCAGCUGGCGCUCAAGGAGGCCCGCAAGGAGAUCAAGCAGCUCAAGCAGGUCAUCGACACGGUGAAGAACAACCUCAUGGAGAAGGACAAGGGGCUCCAGAAGUACUUCGUGGACAUCAACAUCCAGAACAAGAAGCUGGAGACGCUGCUGCACAGCAUGGAGCUGGCGCAGAACGGGGCGCCCAAGGAGGAGGGUGCCGGCGAGUCGGCCGGGGGCUCCCCRGCGCGCUCGCUCACGCGCAGCUCCACGUACACCAAGCUGAGCGACCAGGCGGCCGGCGAGCGCAACGGCGGCGGCUCCCAGACCAUCUCGGUGGACGAGGGCGCCGACAGCGGCUUCGGCAACGCGGACGAGGCGCCGCCGAGCCGCACGGACUGGCCCGAGGCGCCGGCGCGGCUGCCCGCCAGCUGCACCUACGAGAAGCUGCUGGGGCGCGCGGGCGGCGUGGAGGCGGCCGUGCAGGCGAGCUGCAUGCAGGAGCGCGCCAUCCAGACGGACUUCGCGCAGGGCCAGCCCGACCUGGACGCGCUGCUCGAGAAGGUGAUGCACUCGCAGGYGUGCAGCCUGGGCAGCCCCAGCUCGGCGUGGGCGUCCGACGGCGAGGAGCUGCCGCCCGCCUGCCCCGAGGGCGCCGCGGACAGCGCGCCCGCCGUGCGCCAGCCGCGCGGCGCCUCCGUGGCCAUCGCCUGCGCGCCCGACGAGGAGGCCGAGGCGAGCGGCGAGGCCGCCGCCUCCAAGAGCUACUGGAGCCGCCACUUCAUCGUGGAUCUGCUGGCCGUGGUGGUGCCGGCCGUGCCCACGGUGGCCUGGCUGUGCCGCUCGCAGCGGCGCCAGGGCCAGCCCAUCUACAACAUCAGCUCGCUGCUGCGCGGCUGCUGCACCGUGGCCCUGCACUCCAUCCGCCGCAUGAGCUGCCGCUCCGUGGGCCCGGCCGGCGGCGCGCAGCCCUGA
Nothoprocta perdicaria is the source of this 1575-nucleotide messenger RNA. RefSeq names its product syntaphilin (gene SNPH). The record is from RefSeq and is a predicted model, not a curated record. Lineage: Eukaryota; Metazoa; Chordata; Aves; Tinamiformes; Tinamidae. Gene Ontology annotation, cellular component: mitochondrion; cytoplasmic microtubule. Gene Ontology annotation, biological process: neuron differentiation. The transcript is spliced from 5 exons. Bases 1 to 1575 code for a protein of 524 amino acids.